Homo sapiens (human) is the source of this 1575-nucleotide messenger RNA. RefSeq names its product transmembrane 4 L six family member 1 (gene TM4SF1). Bases 103 to 822 code for a protein of 239 amino acids. Gene Ontology annotation, cellular component: membrane. The transcript has 5 exons. NCBI's taxonomy places the organism in Eukaryota, Metazoa, Chordata, Mammalia, Primates, Hominidae. The record is from RefSeq and is a predicted model, not a curated record.
AGUGGUGUUUGCUUUCUCCACCAGAAGGGCACACUUUCAUCUAAUUUGGGGUAUCACUGAGCUGAAGACAAAGAGAAGGGGGAGAAAACCUAGCAGACCACCAUGUGCUAUGGGAAGUGUGCACGAUGCAUCGGACAUUCUCUGGUGGGGCUCGCCCUCCUGUGCAUCGCGGCUAAUAUUUUGCUUUACUUUCCCAAUGGGGAAACAAAGUAUGCCUCCGAAAACCACCUCAGCCGCUUCGUGUGGUUCUUUUCUGGCAUCGUAGGAGGUGGCCUGCUGAUGCUCCUGCCAGCAUUUGUCUUCAUUGGGCUGGAACAGGAUGACUGCUGUGGCUGCUGUGGCCAUGAAAACUGUGGCAAACGAUGUGCGAUGCUUUCUUCUGUAUUGGCUGCUCUCAUUGGAAUUGCAGGAUCUGGCUACUGUGUCAUUGUGGCAGCCCUUGGCUUAGCAGAAGGACCACUAUGUCUUGAUUCCCUCGGCCAGUGGAACUACACCUUUGCCAGCACUGAGGGCCAGUACCUUCUGGAUACCUCCACAUGGUCCGAGUGCACUGAACCCAAGCACAUUGUGGAAUGGAAUGUAUCUCUGUUUUCUAUCCUCUUGGCUCUUGGUGGAAUUGAAUUCAUCUUGUGUCUUAUUCAAGUAAUAAAUGGAGUGCUUGGAGGCAUAUGUGGCUUUUGCUGCUCUCACCAACAGGUAAGAACCUGCAUGAAAAUCAAUAUGACUGCUAAAAGAACCAACCCAGGACAGAGCCACAAUCUUCCUCUAUUUCAUUGUAAUUUAUAUAUUUCACUUGUAUUCAUUUGUAAAACUUUGUAUUAGUGUAACAUACUCCCCACAGUCUACUUUUACAAACGCCUGUAAAGACUGGCAUCUUCACAGGAUGUCAGUGUUUAAAUUUAGUAAACUUCUUUUUUGUUUGUUUAUUUGUUUUUGUUUUUUUUUAAGGAAUGAGGAAACAAACCACCCUCUGGGGGUAAUUUACAGACUGAGUGACAGUACUCAGUAUAUCUGAGAUAAACUCUAUAAUGUUUUGGAUAAAAAUAACAUUCCAAUCACUAUUGUAUAUAUGUGCAUGUAUUUUUUAAAUUAAAGAUGUCUAGUUGCUUUUUAUAAGACCAAGAAGGAGAAAAUCCGACAACCUGGAAAGAUUUUUGUUUUCACUGCUUGUAUGAUGUUUCCCAUUCAUACACCUAUAAAUCUCUAACAAGAGGCCCUUUGAACUGCCUUGUGUUCUGUGAGAAACAAAUAUUUACUUAGAGUGGAAGGACUGAUUGAGAAUGUUCCAAUCCAAAUGAAUGCAUCACAACUUACAAUGCUGCUCAUUGUUGUGAGUACUAUGAGAUUCAAAUUUUUCUAACAUAUGGAAAGCCUUUUGUCCUCCAAAGAUGAGUACUAGGGAUCAUGUGUUUAAAAAAAGAAAGGCUACGAUGACUGGGCAAGAAGAAAGAUGGGAAACUGAAUAAAGCAGUUGAUCAGCAUCAUUGGAACAUGGGGACGAGUGACGGCAGGAGGACCACGAGGAAAUACCCUCAAAACUAACUUGUUUACAACAAAAUAAAGUAUUCACUACCA